Molecule: messenger RNA, 942 nt
Organism: Glycine soja
Lineage: Eukaryota; Viridiplantae; Streptophyta; Magnoliopsida; Fabales; Fabaceae
Exons: 2
Coding region: 1-942 (313 amino acids)
Source: RefSeq, a predicted model, not a curated record
AUGGCCUUCUUGAAUUAUGAGAGCAAGAGAGGAAGUGGUAAGAAACUAAAAGUGCAUUUUGAUCUUCCUGAGGAUGAUGAUUAUCCCAAUCACAAGCAUUCAAGUUCUUCAGUUUCAUCUGAAUGCUCAUUAGAUUCAGAUGAUACUGACAAUGACAAUAGCAUAGACAAUGUUGAUUCCAAGUAUGGUUCCUAUGGCUCUCCUGUGUGGAGCUUUCAAGGAGGAUCAGUAACCCAAUCUCCCCCAGUUCAGUUUUUGAGUUCUCCUGAGUAUGAUCCAAACAGAAUCCCCUCUUCUAUAUUUAAUAAACCUACAAGUCCUAUGGAAUGGAGUGUAGCCUCAAAUGAAUCAGUAUUCAGCAUACACUUAGGAAACAACAGUUUCUCGAGGGAUUAUGCUUUUCCAUUCAACAACAAAUCUGGGGAAUUGCCUAGGACUAGUGAUUUGCCCAGCAUGCCUGCAACACUGCCACCUGUUCAAGAGGUGCCUGCUAAAGACAAAAAUGUGGACAUGGAAAGACACUCUGUGUCAUCGGAUUCAUCAAGUGAAACCGCGGAUUCGGUUAGGGGGCAUGACCAUAAGAAAACAUCACAUGAAACUGCUGGUUCAGUUGGGGAGGUUGUUGACCUCGUGAAAAUAGAAAAUUCAGAAGACAUUGGCACUAAUGAAGUAGUGUUGGACAAAACUCCAGAUGAUCAUUCCAAUGAAGCAAAGAUCCCUAAUGGGGAAGCCAAUAACUAUACAAGUGUCUUAUACCGUUCGAUUGCAGAAGGAGGAAGAACUAGUUCAUCAACAGUAGAGUCAGAAAAGCAAGAAAAAAGUGAAAAGCAUGAGCAGCAGCCAGAGAAGCCACAGCAGCCUCGCAGUCCUAAAACAGAAAAAUCACCAAAGCAAAGUGGUAAAAGUUGGUGUUUCUCCUGCUCUUGUUCACCAUGCUUUUGA